GGUUCUUUCUUCUACUUUCAACCGGCAGUUGAAACCACUUUACCGUUGGUGGUAAAAGGGAACCACGUAGCCCUGGGGGCGACACACAAGACGGAGUCGGCAAUCCAGAGGAUUUCUCUUUGUUUUAUUUGUUCAGGCAGAACAAAAGUUUUCGCCAACCGACAGGAAGAAGGUUGUUUUUUCUUUUUUGUUUACACAAACUGCGGACAGGUUUGUUGUUUUACUCAGCUAGCCCAGUGGCUACUCUUUCGUGGAGAAAGGUUGGUUUGGACUGUUCGAGGCCGGACCGAGAGGUAUAUUAAGGGUGGAAUCCCGCACUUGGUUUGUAAAAACAGACAGGUGUUGCAGUUGACGGAGAGCGUGAGCGCACCGACAGUCAGGAUGACGUCUUCCCGCAGGUUUAUGAUUACGUUUGGAGACGUGAGCGGUGAUCCUCCUUCUUUGAAGAAGUGGACUAGUUCUUGGGAGAAAGUGAUGUAUUCCGAGGCGUGGAAGGCAACUGGAUACGAUCGAUGUGCCAUGGAAGGCAUGGAUUGGGGCUGGGUAAGCUCCUCGACGCAGAACGGCGACUUUAACAAGGCAGCGGAGCUGCUUUUCUCCUAUGGAUUCUCCCUUUGUAGGACUCGCUGGGGAGAGUCCAAGUUCUUUCCGGGGCCGUCUCUAGACGGGUGGACUUCGCUGGGCGGUGUAGCCCAGUCAGACAACGAAGUUGUUGUGGAACCGUUCUCCGAGAAGGAGACGUAGUUAGUUUGAAAUGGAAUGAAAUGAUAUAGACUAUUCUACCCUCAGAAGGGUAAAGCCCAAAUAGUAGUUAGGCUGAGCUUAAGUGAUUGACAAUGAACUGUUCACCUCCGGAGGACUGAAGUAGAGAUACGAAAAUUGGGGUAUGGGGCGGAGCCCCGUGACGCCGGAGCGCAGCGUAGGCAGUUCAGAGUGUUCGGAAACACGUUAAUAGAAUGAAGUUAUCGUGAGAUGUUGAUUGACAAUGUUGCUACUGUGAAAAAGUUUUCUUUGGUCGUUGCACUGCGCUGCACUCCACUGCGGUCCGGCUUGACGCCUCCCCUCCGUUGCGCUCCGCUUCGCUUCACUCCGCCCCGGUCCCCGCAUCCCUACGGUACUCCGUACCUUCGUGACUGUAUCGGCCUGAGUGGCCUCUUGCGUUCCGCUUUGCGCUCCACUGCGGUGCUAAAGCACCUGCGUUCUG
Colletotrichum godetiae is the source of this 1204-nucleotide messenger RNA. RefSeq lists its product as uncharacterized. The record is from RefSeq and is a predicted model, not a curated record. Bases 382 to 744 code for a protein of 120 amino acids. Lineage: Eukaryota; Fungi; Ascomycota; Sordariomycetes; Glomerellales; Glomerellaceae. The transcript has a single exon.